CUGUCACCGGAACCAGUGGAACCGCCAUGCCAAUGCGAGCUUAAUGGAGUAGCCUACAAUUUUUGUUACCAGUUGCCAGCAGAACCAAAAAUUCAUGGACGGAAAUUCAGCUGUUCAUAUGCUCAACACUUGGAUAAACUUGGUCUUCUGUCGACUGAUACUGCGCUUGAUGCGAAAAGGGAUGAGUUUCCGGAACCGAUGUUUGUCACGGCAAUGUCAGAGAAUCACUACAGAGAAGGACUAACGCUGAUAGCUAACAUACGAAAACUGUGGCCGCAGAGGAAGAUCAUCAUCUAUAACUUAGGACUGGGUUCCAAGGCAAUUAAGGAACUGGAGGAAAAGUGUUUAGUAGAGUUACGCGAUUUUCCAUUCUCUACCUAUCCUCCAUACGUGAAAGAUUUGGACCAGUACAGAUGGAAACCCUUGACAAUAGCGAUGACGGUAAAGGAAUUCGGUGCCGUGUGGUACAUGGACACCUCAAUUCGAUGGAAGAAAGAUCGCCUAAGUGAAGUGUACGACGAGAUCCGUUGUCGAAAGGAUCACUAUUGGUCGGAGUUAGUGAAAACAAACCAUUUCUUGUGA
Molecule: messenger RNA, 582 nt
Organism: Cooperia oncophora
Lineage: Eukaryota; Metazoa; Nematoda; Chromadorea; Rhabditida; Trichostrongylidae
Source: the annotation of a GenBank genome assembly